Tachysurus fulvidraco (yellow catfish) is the source of this 2378-nucleotide messenger RNA. RefSeq names its product cholinergic receptor, nicotinic, alpha 1 (muscle) (gene chrna1). The transcript has 9 exons. Gene Ontology annotation, biological process: chemical synaptic transmission; regulation of membrane potential; monoatomic ion transmembrane transport. The record is from RefSeq and is a predicted model, not a curated record. Lineage: Eukaryota; Metazoa; Chordata; Actinopteri; Siluriformes; Bagridae. The coding region runs from base 278 to 1660 and encodes 460 amino acids. Gene Ontology annotation, molecular function: acetylcholine-gated monoatomic cation-selective channel activity; transmembrane signaling receptor activity. Gene Ontology annotation, cellular component: neuron projection; synapse; postsynaptic membrane.
CUGUCUUCAGGAACUUGCAGCUGUUUAUUUGUAUCAGCAUAAGUUUAGUGUUUCAGCUCCAAAAGCCAGCAGCUGCUCCUCUUGUGCUUUCAGCAAAGGUACACACACACAUUCACACACACACACACACACACACACACACACACACACACACACACACACACACACACACACACACACACACACACACACACACACACACACACAUCCCUGAGGUGUGUUGCUUGUAUGUCAGUCUGAACAGCUUUUCACUGAAGUCUUCAGCCACAGCCUGGAGAUGCAUCACACAGCAGUCUCUCUGCUUUCAGCGAUUUUCCUUCUUCUAGUCGGUCUAGGUCCAGGCCUGUGCUCUCCUGAUGAGAUGAGGCUGGUAAAGAAUCUGUUUAAAGGCUAUAACAAGGUGGUCCGUCCCGUCAGCCAUUUCAACGACGCUGUGGUGGUGACUGUCGGGCUGCAGCUCAUCCAGAUCAUCAACGUGGAUGAAGUUAAUCAGAUUGUCACCAGUAACGUGCGAGUAAAGCAGCAAUGGAAGGAUGUGAAUCUCAACUGGAAUCCGGACGACUACGGAGGAAUCAGGAAGAUACGAAUUCCCUCCACCGACAUCUGGAAACCAGAUUUAGUGCUUUAUAACAAUGCUGAUGGAGACUUUGCCAUCGUGCACGAGACAAAGGUCUUGCUGGAAUACACUGGGCUGAUCACCUGGAAUCCUCCGGCCAUCUUUAAGAGCUACUGUGAGAUUGUUGUAGUUUAUUUCCCUUUUGACCUGCAGAACUGCAGCAUGAAGCUCGGCAUAUGGACCUACGACGGCAACCUGGUUGUCAUCAACCCGGACAGUGACCGCCCAGACCUCAGUAACUUCAAGGAGAGCGGCGAGUGGGUGAUGAAGGACUACGGGAGCUGGAAACACUGGGUUUAUUAUGCAUGUUGCCCAAACACGCCAUAUCUGGACAUCACCUAUCACUUCCUGAUGCUCAGACUGCCGUUGUACUUCAUCGUCAACGUCAUCAUCCCCUGCAUGCUUUUCUCCUUCCUCACCGGCCUCGUCUUCUACCUCCCUACUGACUCCGGUGAGAAGAUGACCCUCAGUAUCUCAGUCCUGCUGUCUCUCACCGUGUUCCUGCUGGUGAUCGUUGAGCUGAUCCCUUCCACCUCCAGCGCCGUCCCACUCAUCGGCAAAUACAUGCUCUUCACCAUGAUCCUUGUCAUUGCCUCCAUCAUCAUCACCGUCAUCAUCAUAAACACGCACCACCGCUCUCCCAGCACACAUACUAUGUCUCCGUGGGUUCGCAAGAUCUUCAUCGAUACCAUUCCGAACUUCAUGUUCUUCUCCUCCAUGAAGCGGCCAUCUAAGGAACGGAAAGGCAGACAACGUUUUCCUAAAGACUUUGACAUCUCGGACAUCUCUGGAAAACCCGUGCCGACUUCCGUUACCUUCCAGUCGCCCAUCAUCAAAAACCCGGACGUUCAGAGCGCCAUAGAGGGCGUCAAGUACAUCGCGGAGACUAUGAGAGGGGAUGAAGAGUCCAACAACGCUUCUGAGGAGUGGAAGUUCGUGGCCAUGGUGCUGGAUCACGUUCUGCUCUGCGUGUUCAUGGCCGUGUGUAUCAUCGGGACUAUUGGAGUCUUUGCCGGACGCCUCAUAGAGCUCAACAUGCUGUGAGUCAGAAAUUCCCCCGGAGGCCUGAAGUGAAGCCUGGGGCUGGAUUUCUACACCAUCCACCAUCACACAGCUUUCUGCUGGGCUGCACUAUCGUCCGAGUCCGAUUGUGUCGGACGCUGAAGGCGCACCGAGCCGAGUUUACUGCUGAAAGCUCAGAUUCACACAUGAUCUUGUCUGAGUCAUAAUAAUUUCCUGACUAACACAUAUUUUGAAGAAAUCUGCACCCUGAAUCAUAAUCUUUAGAAAUUCAUUAGUUUGUAAUAACAAUCUUGAUUGUCUGACCUUUUUCUUCUUCACGUUGGUCUAACCUUUGCUUCAUCCUUACGCUAAUAUCGGCGUCAACCUUAUCUUGUGGUAUUUCAGGGUGAAGUUUUCCUUCAUUAGCGCGGUUUCUUUCUUUUCUUCACGGUUUACUGUUGGCAUGUUGAUGGCCGUGUGAACAGGUGAUUCCUGAGAUUUGGUUUUUGCUUAAUAUUUGGUUCUGGUUUGAAUAUUUUUGGUCCCGCACAACAAUGUACAAAGACUGUGUUUUUCACUAGACUGUUUAUUUUUAUUUGUGACAAAAUAAUUAACUUUUAGUUAGUGAUAUACUGACGUGACAUACGGCUAAGUACGGUGACCCAGACUCAGAAUUCGUUCUCUGCGUUUAACCCAUUCAAAGUGCACACACACAGCAGUGAACACACACACGGAGUAGUGCACACACACACACCGUGAA